Messenger RNA from Perognathus longimembris pacificus (Pacific pocket mouse), 921 nucleotides. RefSeq names its product histone H2B type 1-C/E/F/G/I. The record is from RefSeq and is a predicted model, not a curated record. Gene Ontology annotation, molecular function: protein heterodimerization activity; DNA binding; structural constituent of chromatin. NCBI's taxonomy places the organism in Eukaryota, Metazoa, Chordata, Mammalia, Rodentia, Heteromyidae. The coding region runs from base 235 to 615 and encodes 126 amino acids. Gene Ontology annotation, cellular component: nucleosome. The transcript has a single exon.
UUUAGGCUCUCCGAUUGGGUGAAUGCUGCAGCGAAAAGAGCCAAUGAAAGGGUAGGCAAAGUCGUUUACAUUCUCAUUUGUGACGACACAGUAAAGUGAUCCAAUCGAAGAGGAAACUUUACUAACUUCAUUUGAAUACCGGCCCUAUAAAUGACUGUGGCUUAACCAAGAAGGGGGACAGCCCUUCCAUUUGUGUUACAUUGCCAGUGGUUGUUCCUUGCUUUUUGUGCCAUAAUGCCAGAGCCAGCGAAGUCCGCUCCCGCGCCCAAGAAGGGCUCGAAGAAGGCGGUGACCAAGGCGCAGAAGAAGGACGGCAAGAAGCGCAAGCGCAGCCGCAAGGAGAGCUACUCGGUGUACGUGUACAAGGUGCUGAAGCAGGUCCACCCGGACACCGGCAUCUCGUCCAAGGCCAUGGGCAUCAUGAACUCGUUCGUGAACGACAUCUUCGAGCGCAUCGCGGGCGAGGCGUCUCGCCUGGCGCACUACAACAAGCGCUCGACCAUCACGUCGCGGGAGAUCCAGACGGCCGUGCGCCUGCUGCUGCCCGGGGAGCUGGCCAAGCACGCCGUGUCCGAGGGCACCAAGGCCGUCACCAAGUACACCAGCUCCAAGUGAACCUGCCAAGUAAGCUUCAACUCAUUUAUCACAAAGGCUCUUUUAAGAGCCCUUCAUGACUCUAUAAAUGAGUUGUAACUCUGCCAUUCCCAAAUUGUUUCCAUAGUGAAGUAAAAGCUUCACUGCCAUAUUUUUGCAUAGUUCUGGCUGACCCGGAACUCGAUCUUGCCAGCCUUCCAUAUGAGGGAUUGAGGAGCAUGCGCCACUGCGCCCUUUGUAAUACGCAGCCGGUUUUAAUCCUGUGAGUGCUGUGUAGAAAACAAUGUACAGAGAGUAACCUUCCAGACACAGCACACAUUACAGGCA